CAUGGCGCCCGCACCGAUGUUAAAUCCCACGUCAAGCAAAACAAACAAUAAAUUCAUGCGAAAAUAACAUCAUCAGGACGAAAUAAGCGUUCUCAAACAAUUCUCCAACAAUUUUAAUUUUUAUAAUGAUGUUCGUGCCAAGUGUCAGAUCAAGUGCUAAAGCUCCAUUGGCUCAUGUCAUCGGUAUUAACGAUGAUGUGCACCUGUGAGACAUUUUUAAAUAAAUUUUUUUUUUAGAAUGAAUUUGAUUGUCUCGAAGUACCUAGUGAUCGUCGCGAACAGUUGUUGCUGUAAUGAAGUGAUUGGUGCGAUUGGAGUGGACACAUGUGCAGGAUGACGUGAUAAUGAUAACGCGUGUGAGAAUUACUCGAGUGACGAGGGGCGAAGGAAAUGAUUCGAGGAUUCAACAGUUCUAGAUGGAUGAUUGACCCCAUCCACCUCCGCGCGAAGAGAAUCAUCAACAUCGUCUCACUGUCAUCACAACAAUCUUCAAGAUUGAAUCAACAAGCGAAACCUGACAAUUCUCGGAGAUUCAAGCUGCAAUAGGCGAUAUACCAUCAGUUUCUCCAUCAAUCAUCACCAACCGUCUGACGUAAUUAAAAAUAAUCAUUUAUCUCGUCUAAAAAUCCAAAAGAAUGAUUAAAUCGACUCUAACAUAAUGAAAAACAGGCCUGAUUGCGUCAAACCGUAAAUCUCUCAGACAAACUCGGUGAUCUCUGAAUUAAAUCAUUCGCCAUCAAACAAACUGCCUUAUCACUCGUCAUAAUUAUCAUUGUAAAAAAUUGCUCUCGGCGAUUCAUACACAAGGGGAUAAAAAUCAGUAGCACAAGGCGAGUGGUGGAGAAAACAAUUCGAGAGAUGUUUAAUGAUUGAAUGAGAAUCGUUUAAUUGAAAUAGUCUUGAGGUGCAUUUAUAAUAACGCUAAGAUGAUCAAUCAGCAGAGGGUUAUUGUCAACUCUGGUGACACUAAUGGACAGUUUCACCACAAUCCAGUGUCGGCUAAGCCCUCGGUGGUCUCUGUGUCGAGCAUUGACUCGGAUGUCAGUGAUCGGAGGGACGUGAGGGAGGCACUCUACUCGGGGAUAUUCAGAAGACACAGAAAAACCAUUUUGGUACUUGGCAGUUUCCUCAAGAUGUUAAGGAAAAAUUUGAACAAAGUGCAAGCUCUGAGCCGAAUACUGGCCAUGAUCGUAAUGAGAUUCGAGCAGAAUUCAAUGUUUCAACCGUUCUAUUGAGACAAACUGGAUGGAUUUAAUGAUUUUCAAAGCCACUCUAUUGAAAGUAAUUAUACAAAUGCCUAUGAGAACACCAAGUUAUCAUGCAGAUUUAUUAAAAUAUUUCGAACUUUUACCGAGCUUGUGAAAUUUAUUAGAAUACUGUAUAUUGAUGAGAAAAAAUAAUGACUCGUAACUGGAUCAAACGCAAUGCCUUAUCUGUUUUUCAUGAAAAUUCACGACGACUAUUGUACUUUCUUCAUUACUCAUUCAUUCCAUCUUUUUGUAAAUCUCUUUCUGUUUACUGCUAGUAGUGGAAAUUUAAUUGUGAUAGUUUAGCAUUCGAUAAUGUUGUCACAUCCAUCAGUAUUCCGCUAAUGAAUAAAUCCAAGACAUUUCCAUUGGGGCUUUUUUAUUCACUUGUAAAUCGUUAUUUUAUCGAGAAUGUACUCGAUGAACCUUUUGUAAUAAAAAAAUACUUGAGAUAUUUA
Diachasma alloeum is the source of this 1705-nucleotide messenger RNA. RefSeq lists its product as uncharacterized. The transcript has 3 exons. Lineage: Eukaryota; Metazoa; Arthropoda; Insecta; Hymenoptera; Braconidae. The coding region runs from base 927 to 1235 and encodes 102 amino acids. The record is from RefSeq and is a predicted model, not a curated record.